CCUCGUCGUGGCUGGCUCGUGUUACAGAUCAAGCGAAAGCUCUGGUGAAGAAAGCAAGCAAACAUGUCGUGGAUGAAAGGAGAUUUACUUUCCAAAACAAGGAGGCUUGUUGGUGGACUCGCUUCUCGAGAGCCCGUUUGGCUCAAAGCCAUGGAAGCAUCACCUCCUCCUGUGUUUCCUCGCUCUAAUGGGAACCUCAAGAAGAUUGUUCUCCCUGAAGAUCCUUACGUUCGUAGAUUCUCCCGUAAGCAUCCUGAAGCUAAACUCGUCGACCCCAACAAGGUCUCGGCGUUUAUUCCAGAUCCAGCACGCGUGUAUGGUUGUCGUGUCCUUGAACUGACCAAGAAUGGCAUCAGUGAGGAUGACGCCAUGUCUGUAGCUAACAUGGAGUAUCUUGCAGAGAGGAAGGAAAAGAAGAAAGCAUACAAACGCCUAAAGGAGCUUGCUGUACUGCAAGACAAGGCUCCUCCUCCUAAACCAUACCUUAGUGCCAAAAAGGAGAUGCAAACUCAAGAGAAGAAACCACCUACGGAUCCUCCUAGCGUCCGUAGGCUAGUUAACCAGUUGAAACAGCAGAAAGAGGUGUUGCUUCAGGACAAACCUGGAGGAGGAAGUGCUAAUCAUGAUCAUUGGAUCGACGAAUAGAUUAUAUCUCCAUCAUCAUUUUGUUUUUUUAUGCAAGUUCAAGUCUUUUUAUUACAUGGUGUGACAAGUGUUGUUAUUUCCCAUUUGAUUGUUUACAAAACAUUUUCAACAUACAAGUGUUACUCCCAUUUUGAUUGUCG
Eruca vesicaria subsp. sativa (arugula) is the source of this 785-nucleotide messenger RNA. Lineage: Eukaryota; Viridiplantae; Streptophyta; Magnoliopsida; Brassicales; Brassicaceae. The record is from the annotation of a GenBank genome assembly.